GCCGUUCAUUCAGCGUCCACCUCCGAAAUGGCUCCGUCCCUGUCGAAGCUGACCCCCGCCUUGUACGAGAUCACCACUCAGACGAGCAAGAAGGUGCUCACGUUCGUGCUAGAGGCGGGCACUCCCAGGAGACAGGCUGGCAAGACCUUUUACGAGUACCUCAUACAGGUGAAGAUGAUCCCUAUGGCAACAAUACGCAAGAAGUUUAAUCAGAGUCAAAGGAAAAAGAUGGAGAAGAGUGAUAUCACGACAUAUGAUGUCUCACUUUUAUACAUCUGCAUCAUAUUCGGCUGUGAUGGAUUGGCACCUCCGGGAGAUGCUCAGUGGACGACGUUUGGCAACACACUUGAAUGGUGCAUAACAUCCAUCAAGAAUCGUAGGAAUGACUUCCUACAUGAAGAGUAUGUUGUGGAUGAUCAAUUGUUUUUUAGGGUGAUAGAGGAGCUGAGAGAUCUGCUUAAUAAGGCCCUCAAGAAAGCAGCAGAAAUCUACAACAUAGAUGAUGAUAUCAUCCAAAGUAAAUUGGAAGAUCUAAACAAAGAGAUCAACAGUCUCAGAGACAAUCCCUCACAGACAUCAGAUUGUCACGGAAUAGUUCUCGACAGACUGCGCCAGCAGGUGAAAGUCGAAGGGAAACGGGAGCUGAAGAAGAUUUACAGAAAGGAGUCCAGUUUUGGACCAGCUUCGAAUUUGCUUGGGAAAUCGAAGGUGCGUGUGGACAAGGUCUUCACCACGAUGAAAAUCAAGCAAGGUGGCUCACAUGAGUUAAUCCAAUAUAGUGAACUUCUUGCAAAAGCAGAGGAGAGACGGGGACAGAAAGGGAAAGACUGUUCCGUGUUGCUCAUUGAAGGGCCUGCAGGUGUUGGCAAGACAACCCUCACAAGAAAGAUGAUAAGUGACUGGGCCUCAGGCACUAGCUCCAUGGAGACUCUCACUGAUUAUGAUUUUGUAUAUUUAAGUAGGUGCCGAGACGAAAUAAAUUCCCUUGGCCACCUCCUUGGCUCUUUGAUGUCCAAAUUUAAAAUUAAAGUCCAAGGGGAACAUGGUCUAAUUGAGUGCAUUCAGCAAAAUAGACUCAUGUUCAUUGUGGAUGGGCUCGAUGAACUUCAUUCAUCAACAGAUAGAAUGCUGAGAGAAAUCAUGGAGAUGGGCAGAACCGAUGACAUAACUAUUCUCUGCACAACACGGCCCAACAAAGUCCCUGAUUUCAACAGAUAUGUACCAGACAAUUAUGACAUUAUGCAUGUCAAGGUUUUGGGUAUAGAAGAGAACAGACGUGAAGAGUUUGUCCGAAAUUAUAGCCAGGCUUUACAGGACCCAGGCUCCAUUGACAAAGACAUUUCUGGUCUUCUCGGGUAUCUGGCAAGAAAAGACAGUCGGAUGCAAGCCCACUGGCGGUUCCCCUUCAACUUGGUCCUCGUGACAAUAUUAUGGUUCCUUGACCCACAUGCUGUGAACAGUCUGACCACGGCAACAGAACUCUUCACAAAGACACAUGAGUUGUGCAUGAAAAGAUUGCUUCAGAGGCUGUCUGACCAUGAAGAAACAAGAACUCUGGACCAUGCUGAACUGAAACAAAAAACUGAGAAGUUCCUAAAGAUGUUCUGCAAAGAGGCUUUUAUCAACCAUUGUGGGAAUGCCAUAGUUUUGUCGAAGCCUUCAGUGCAAAGGCUCAUGGAGUCAUGUCGCCUUUUGAACCUCCCAGCAAAGGAGGUUCUUGGAGCAUUCCUGAUCCUGACAACUUCUCUGACAGAUGCGAAUGAAAAGCACAGUUUUCCGCAUAAAGGACUGCAAGACUUUUAUUCAGCCUUGCACAUGAUGGAGAUGCUUAUGGCGCAUGACCCGGGACUUAACAUCCCCAGUAUAAUAUCUGGAUUUGAGAAUGUUCUCCUUCAUGAAGAUGUUCCCCACGAUGUCAGAAGAUCUGUCAUAAAAGAUUGUAAUAAAACGUUAAGAAAAUGUCAACGAGCUUCAGCUAAGAAACUUCUUAGUAUCCAGGUUGUUCUGACAGAAGCCACCAAAGAAGCUGCCAUGUAUAACGGCCAAGAGGAGGAAACGAAUGACUUGGCUAAAUACCAGAAUAUUAUUGUCCACCUUACCGGUCUCCUUUACCUUAGAGGAAAGCCAUUGGCAGAGGAUACGUCAAGGAACCAGAAUAUUUUCAAGCGUCUCACCAAUGCCCUUCACCCGAGGGGAUUGCCAAAGGACAGAUCCACUGAGCUUGUGGAAUUACUCAAGGCCACUGGCAUUCGUGAUACAUCUCAGUGGCUGGAUUUGCUCUCCGAGGUCAAGUGCGACGGCACAGUGAGCGAAUUACUUGCCAAGGCGAUGGAUCUCACGGGACACAUAGAAAUAUCCGACGGCCAUUUAGCUGCAUUCAUGCGUGUUCUGAGUUACGCACGUCCGUCACUCUUGGUCCUAGACAUCAGCGGUGACCCUGAGGACAUCCCGUGCCUGCGGGAACUCCUCGUGGGGAUGAUAGACGCGACAUGGAAGGUGGAGCUAAGGCUCCGCCACGACUUCCGCCACCCGAGAGCCGAUGGGAGCGUCCUCGAUGUUACUCUUCAGCAAGUUUUCCGAAGCGGACGCCUCCAAGUCACGAAGUUCAGAGGGCAGUUGAGCGGAUCGACCUUGGCGGCGCUGCCCUCGAGUCUCAAGGAUCUAUAUUUGGCCGUGAAGGACGACGACCACUACCGGGAACUUCUUCUCACCCUGUCCUCUCUGCAAGGGCGGCUGCCAAGAAUGAAAUGGCUUGCCGUUCAUUCAGCGUCCACCUCCGAAAUGGCUCCGUCCCUGUCGAAGCUGACCCCCGCCUUGUACGAGAUCACCACUCAGACGAGCAAGAAGGUGCUCACGUUCGUGCUAGAGGCGGGCACUCCCAGGAGACAGGCUGGCAAGACCUUUUACGAGUACCUCAUACAGGUGAAGAUGAUCCCUAUGGCAACAAUACGCAAGAAGUUUAAUCAGAGUCAAAGGAAAAAGAUGGAGAAGAGUGAUAUCACGACAUAUGAUGUCUCACUUUUAUACAUCUGCAUCAUAUUCGGCUGUGAUGGAUUGGCACCUCCGGGAGAUGCUCAGUGGACGACGUUUGGCAACACACUUGAAUGGUGCAUAACAUCCAUCAAGAAUCGUAGGAAUGACUUCCUACAUGAAGAGUAUGUUGUGGAUGAUCAAUUGUUUUUUAGGGUGAUAGAGGAGCUGAGAGAUCUGCUUAAUAAGGCCCUCAAGAAAGCAGCAGAAAUCUACAACAUAGAUGAUGAUAUCAUCCAAAGUAAAUUGGAAGAUCUAAACAAAGAGAUCAACAGUCUCAGAGACAAUCCCUCACAGACAUCAGAUUGUCACGGAAUAGUUCUCGACAGACUGCGCCAGCAGGUGAAAGUCGAAGGGAAACGGGAGCUGAAGAAGAUUUACAGAAAGGAGUCCAGUUUUGGACCAGCUUCGAAUUUGCUUGGGAAAUCGAAGGUGCGUGUGGACAAGGUCUUCACCACGAUGAAAAUCAAGCAAGGUGGCUCACAUGAGUUAAUCCAAUAUAGUGAACUUCUUGCAAAAGCAGAGGAGAGACGGGGACAGAAAGGGAAAGACUGUUCCGUGUUGCUCAUUGAAGGGCCUGCAGGUGUUGGCAAGACAACCCUCACAAGAAAGAUGAUAAGUGACUGGGCCUCAGGCACUAGCUCCAUGGAGACUCUCACUGAUUAUGAUUUUGUAUAUUUAAGUAGGUGCCGAGACGAAAUAAAUUCCCUUGGCCACCUCCUUGGCUCUUUGAUGUCCAAAUUUAAAAUUAAAGUCCAAGGGGAACAUGGUCUAAUUGAGUGCAUUCAGCAAAAUAGACUCAUGUUCAUUGUGGAUGGGCUCGAUGAACUUCAUUCAUCAACAGAUAGAAUGCUGAGAGAAAUCAUGGAGAUGGGCAGAACCGAUGACAUAACUAUUCUCUGCACAACACGGCCCAACAAAGUCCCUGAUUUCAACAGAUAUGUACCAGACAAUUAUGACAUUAUGCAUGUCAAGGUUUUGGGUAUAGAAGAGAACAGACGUGAAGAGUUUGUCCGAAAUUAUAGCCAGGCUUUACAGGACCCAGGCUCCAUUGACAAAGACAUUUCUGGUCUUCUCGGGUAUCUGGCAAGAAAAGACAGUCGGAUGCAAGCCCACUGGCGGUUCCCCUUCAACUUGGUCCUCGUGACAAUAUUAUGGUUCCUUGACCCACAUGCUGUGAACAGUCUGACCACGGCAACAGAACUCUUCACAAAGACACAUGAGUUGUGCAUGAAAAGAUUGCUUCAGAGGCUGUCUGACCAUGAAGAAACAAGAACUCUGGACCAUGCUGAACUGAAACAAAAAACUGAGAAGUUCCUAAAGAUGUUCUGCAAAGAGGCUUUUAUCAACCAUUGUAGGAAUGCCAUAGUUUUGUCGAAGCCUUCAGUGCAAAGGCUCAUGGAGUAA
Molecule: messenger RNA, 4437 nt
Organism: Penaeus indicus
Lineage: Eukaryota; Metazoa; Arthropoda; Malacostraca; Decapoda; Penaeidae
Exons: 3
Coding region: 28-4437 (1469 amino acids)
Molecular function (GO): ATP hydrolysis activity
Source: RefSeq, a predicted model, not a curated record